Populus euphratica (Euphrates poplar) is the source of this 1930-nucleotide messenger RNA. Its product is annotated as Sec14p-like phosphatidylinositol transfer family protein. NCBI's taxonomy places the organism in Eukaryota, Viridiplantae, Streptophyta, Magnoliopsida, Malpighiales, Salicaceae. The transcript is spliced from 5 exons. The record is from RefSeq and is a predicted model, not a curated record. The coding region runs from base 147 to 1706 and encodes 519 amino acids. Gene Ontology annotation, molecular function: lipid binding.
AUAACCGUUACCAAGCCCUCCACUUUUAUCUCAGCAAAACAAAAUAGACACUACAGCUCAAACUCAACCUAAAUUUUUUGAGGAAAUCUAAAAUUAACUUUCAAGAUUUGAGCUUGGUGUUAGAAGGUGAUUUGAAAGUUGAAACCAUGACUGUUGAGGUUAAGGUUGAAGAAACUAAGGUGGCUGAGGUUGUUGUGGUUCCUCAAGAAGAACCCGAGAAGGUUGUUGUUGUUGAAGAGAGAAAGAAUGAUGUUAAUGGAGAUGUGGAGGUGAAGGAAGUGGAUGCUGCUGAUAAUGUUGGGCCUAAAACAGUUCAAAAGAGUUCUUCUUAUAAGGAAGAAAGCAAUUUUCUUUCUGAUCUUAAGGAGUUUGAGAGGAAGGCCUUGAGUGAGCUGAAAUUGAAACUGGAAGAGGCAAUUCUUGGAAACAGUUUGUUCAAGAAACAAGGGGCAAAGAAGAAGGAGAAGGAGGUGGAGAAGCCAGUGGAAGAAGAGAAAGAGAAGGAAAAAGAAACCAAGGAAGGAGAAGAUAGUGGGGAACACGAAGGUGAAAAGAAAGAAGAUGUGAAACCAGAAGGAGAUAAUGAGAAGGAAAAAGCAGUCCUGGAAUGUGAAGAAGAGAAAACCGAGGUUGUUAUUGAAGAAAAAAGUGAAGAAAUUGACAGGGAUAUUUCCAUUUGGGGAGUCCCUCUUUUUCCUAGCAAGGGAUCAGAAGGAACUGAUGUGGUCUUAUUGAAGUUCUUAAGGGCUAGAGAUUUCAAAGUUAACGAUGCACUGGAGAUGCUCAAGAAGACCCUUCAAUGGAGGAAAGAAUCCAACAUUGAUUCACUCUUGGAUGAGGAAAUAGGAGUGGAUCUAAGCUCAGCAUUCUACAUGAAUGGCAUCGAUCGCGAAGGCCACCCUGUGUGUUACAACAUCUAUGGGGUGUUUGAGAAUGAGGAGCUUUAUGCAAAGGCAUUUGGAGAUGAAGAGAAGCGCAAGCAGUUCUUGAGAUGGAGAUUUCAAUUAAUGGAGAAAGGUAUUCAAAAGCUUGAUUUGAGGCCUGGUGGUAUUGCUUCUUUGCUUCAAAUCAGUGAUCUCAAGAAAUCUCCUUCCCCAUCAAAGAAAGAGCUCAGGACUGCCAUGAGCAAAGCUGUCACCCUUUUGCAGGACAAUUAUCCAGAAUUUGUUGCAAAAAAUAUAGUCAUAAAUGUUCCAUUUUGGUAUUACGCUUUCAACGCCCUGCUAUCUCCUUUCUUAGCUCAAAGAACCAAGAGCAAAUUUGUCGUUUUUCGCCCUGCCAAGACCACCGAGACAUUGCUCAAGUAUGUUCAGGCCGAGGAAAUCCCUGUUCAAUAUGGUGGCUUCAAGAGGGAGAAUGAUUUCGAGUUCUCCAGCGAAGAUGGUGAAGUUUUAGAACUUGUAAUCAAAGCUGGAUCAACUGACACGAUUGAGAUCCCUGCAGCAGAGGUUGGAGCCACAUUGCUUUGGGACCUGACAGUUGUGGGAUGGGAAGUGAAUUACAAGGAGGAAUUUGUGCCAAGUGAUGAGGCUUCCUACACCAUCAUCAUCCAAAAGGGCAAGAAAAUGAGCUCAAAUGAAGAGCCAAUUCGCAACACUUUCAGGAACAAUGAACCUGGAAAGGUAGUUCUGACCAUUCAGAAUGGGUCAAGCAAGAAGAAGAGGGUCCUAUACCGAUACAAGACCAAGAAGACUGCUUCCUAUUGAGAGAAGACUCCAUUCUUUUAUAUUAUCAAUCUUUUAUUUGCCGUCACAAUUCUUUUCUAGAUAGAAAACAUUGAUUCUUUUCAGGAUUGAUAUCUGUAUCUGAUCGUGUGAUUUGAUUUGUUAUUUCUGGGGUUCCUUUUUCAGUUUCUUCGUUAAAAUUUUGUGAGAAAGAAAGAUUAUUUUGUGGAAAAUGCAAUAAAUUAAGAUUGAUGACCAUUUCCGUA